UAGCAGAAAAAUACAUUUUCCUCCAAAGAAUAAACGGUGAACAAUUAGAUUUCAAUUAUUCUUAUCAGUCUUUAUUUUCUGCCUGAUAAUGAUUGUUGUGAUUGUGCUUCCAUCAAGGAUUAGAAAGGGGUUAAGAACAGAUCCAUCAAAAACAUGCUAGGAAUUAUUUCAUAUUUUAUUUUGGCCGGUUUCUUCGGAUUGUUAUCGUUGGCCUCUCUCAAUGCAGAACUAGGAUUAAGAAGGCGUUACGUGAAAGCCCUGCUCAAAGUGUUUGAAUUCGGGCGGACAAGAAUUGAAAAGUCUGAAAGAAAAAACACUUUAGAUGAAAUCGAAGAAGAUGUGUGGGAUGAAUAUCAUUCAGUGAUCGGCAAAGAAGUACAGAAUGCACCGUCUCAACUGCAGAUUCCCAACCUUCCAAGAAACAGAUCUUUCAAUACUCUGCACAGGGACUUCCACCUCUGUGACGUCGUUGAUUUCGCUAAAGUAGGAGUAGAGAAUUACCAUCUUGGAAUUUAUUGACGAGGACCAAUAAAAACUAUAGUUUUGUCAGCUUGCGCUUGUCCAUUUUGUGGGGACUCGGUUGGAUUUUGCGAUACUGUAUUUUAUUCCCAUGUAGACUAGUUAUUUCAAUUCUUGGAGUGUUGUGGCUUCUUUUGUGCACCGGCAUCAUCGGCUACAUUCCCGAAGGACGACUGAAGAGAUUUGCCUACAAGCAUGUGAGCUUAAUGUGCUUCAGGAUAACGGCCCGAUCUUUUUCAGCAAUCGUCACCUAUCACAAUCUAGAGAACAAAGCGAAGGGAGGAGGAAUUUGUGUGGCCAAUCAUACUUCUCCAAUUGAUGUCGUCAUUCUUGCCAGCGACAAUUGCUACGCUUUGGUGGGUCAGAAGCAGGGUGGAUUCUUAGGACUUCUUCAGAGGGCUCUCGAUCGUGCUACCUCACAUGUCUGGUUCGAACGUUUUGAAAUGAAAGACAGAGCUUUAGUCUUGAAAAGGCUCCAAGAACAUUGUCAAGAUGCAGAGAAACUUCCGAUUCUGAUAUUUCCAGAAGGAACCUGCAUCAACAACACAUCUGUGAUGAUGUUUAAGAAAGGAAGUUUUGAAGUCGGUGGCACCAUAUACCCGGCCGCCAUUAAGUAUGAUUCGAGAUUCGGUGAUCCUUUUUGGAACAGUAGCAAGCAAGGUUAUGUGCAUUACUUGUUCAUGAUGAUGACUUCCUGGGCCAUCGUCUGUGACGUCUGGUACUUGCCUCCCAUGGCAAGAAUGGAGGGAGAGAAUGCCAUUGCCUUUACGAAGCGUGUGAAAUCUGUUAUUUCGAAACAAGGUGGAUUAGUUGAUUUGGAGUGGGAUGGUCAGCUGAAGCGUUUGGCUGUGAAAAAAGAAUGGAAAGAGCUUCAACAACAAGAAUACAGCAAGAAGAUUCUCGGAGAAUGAACUGAAAAAAAUAUUAUUUGUC
Molecule: messenger RNA, 1452 nt
Organism: Parasteatoda tepidariorum (common house spider)
Lineage: Eukaryota; Metazoa; Arthropoda; Arachnida; Araneae; Theridiidae
Product: glycerol-3-phosphate acyltransferase 4
Biological process (GO): triglyceride biosynthetic process
Cellular component (GO): endoplasmic reticulum
Molecular function (GO): glycerol-3-phosphate O-acyltransferase activity
Source: RefSeq, a predicted model, not a curated record